GAGCAGCCGCUACUGAGAGAGAGAGGGACGUCAAAACAGCAAUGCGAUGAUCACAAGGAUUACUUUGGAUCCGUGGUGGGAGCACUGAGGCUAAUACAGAGGAUCAGAGAGCUGACAUAGCUCACAUAUGGUACCAGGUGCGUGCUGGGAAUGUGUGCAGGAUGAGCAGCACAUUUGUCACAUUAGCUGAAGUACUGGAGGCACGAGGGGGACCUCUGCUGGAGGAGGAGGUCUGGUCCCUGCUGCUGGGCACUGCAGAGUCUUUAGUGGAUGUCUCUUAUAUGGGUCAGAACAAUAUGUGUAACAUCAUAAGCCCCACCUCCUUGCUGCUGUCAGCCACUGGUACCUUAGCGUUUAAGAAUUGUGGCCUAUCAGAUGAGGUAUCCACCUUCACUGCUCCAGAGAUGCUGCAGGGCCGUGCCAGCUCAACCAAACCUGCCAUAGAGAGGAUGCUGGUGUAUUCACUGGGUAUGACUCUCUACUGGUCAGUUGAUUUUCACCUACCUCAAAAUCAGCCAGUCCAGUUGAGCGACCAUCUAAACAGCCUCCUGCUCAGCAUGUGCGAGGACCUGGCCCACCGCAGGGUGAAUCUCAACGCCAUCCUGGAAGCCUGCGAAUCUCAGCAUAAAGCCACCGUCCUGCCGUCGCCCACCAAAGUCAUCAGACAGCUGGUGGAGGAGGUUUUUCACGAAUCAAUGGACCACGGCGCUCUGCCAGACAGUCACGUCCCGUUGAGUGGCAGGAGCCAGAUGAUCAGAGAGAGGCUUCAUGGAAAGAGAGGGCCGCUCUCAGACUUCAGCGAAGGCAGCGCUGAAGGGAGAAGAUACUCAACGGACUCUGACUCAAAGUCAGGGAGUUUACCUCAGAGACCUUGGAGACAAAGACCAAGGAGCUCUCCCACACCGUUGUACCAAUCUUCUUUAGACCGACUCCCUCGUGGGGUCCGUCACAGGGACAGCAACUGCAGUUGGCUCGGUAGGAGCCCCCACCACGACAUCUCUCCCAAGACAUCAGGCCGAUCUCACAGUCCCUCCAUCACCUUCAGCGAGUCCUCGAUCAGCCUGAGCCAGAGGAAAGCUAAGGCUUUGGGUCCUGAAUUCUUCAGAAUGCAAGACGAACAACACGUUGUUCUCGAUCUUCCAGGAUCCAUUGUGUCCAGAAAGGGCCGCUCGUGUUCGUCCCAGAGAGAAGUGACUGUAGUGCUGCCUAACGGACAGUACGUGGUGGUUCGCUGUGACAUCAAGUCCAAAGCCAGAGAUGUGUUCGACAUGGUGGUGGCUCACGCAAACUUGGUGGAACACUUCUACUUUGGACUCGCCUUCAUUGAUGAUGAUGAAUAUUUCUUCUUGGACCAUGAAACAAAAAUCUCCAAAAUUGCGCCUGACAGCUGGAAAAAAGGGCAGAUAUUCUCCUUUUUGGUGUUUCUUCGAGUCAAAUUUUUUGUUGAUGAUAUGUCCUUCAUUUUGCACAGACUGACUCGCCACCAGUACUACUUACAGCUGCGGAGGGAUCUCUUGGAGGACAGGCUUUACUGUAAUGAGGAGACGGGCUUGUUUCUGGCUGCUCUCGCUCUGCAGGCUGAAUUUGGGGAAUACAUGCCAGAGCUGUAUGGUAAGAAUUACUACCAGCCAGAGCAUUAUGUGUCCAAGAGGAUGCUGGAGAAGCUGGCGCUGCCCAACAUCAAGGAAGAGUUGCCAAGACUGCAUGCAAGUCAUGCCCAGAUACUGCCUGAAGAGGCAGAAAUAGAGUACCUAAAGAUUGCCCAGCAGUUACCAGAGUAUGGGGUCAUGUUCCACCGUGUGGGGAGAGAGAAAAGGACGGUGGUGGGAGAGUUGGUUUUGGGAGUCUGUGCCAAAGGAAUCAUUGUGUACGAGAUGAAGAACCACCUCCGGACCGUCACCAGACGCUUCCUCUGGAGGGAAACCGACACCAUAUCCACCGGGCGGCGUAAACUGAUCAUAGAGUGUGGCGGGCCCAGCGGGAAAAAGCACAGUUUUGUAACAGAGAGCACAAAAAUAGCACAGUAUCUCCUGAACCUCUGCUCAGCGCAACACAAGUUUCACAGCGAGAUGUCGUCAAGACAACUUAACCACACCAUGAUAUCAGAUGAAAACAUGGAUAAGUACGCGGCUGUCUACCGGGAUAGUAACUUGAACCUGAAGCGGAUGUCCUGCUCAGAGAGCAUGUUGAACCAUGUGGGUUUGACACCGGGUCAACCAGACUCCCUCUCCAAGUCCUGCAACAACCUGACCGCCAAGCUGGAGGCGAGGCUGUGCCAGCAGAGGGAGUUGAGGAGGGAGAUGAGCAGAGAGCUGAACAAGGAGCUCACUGAAACAGGAGACCUCAGGGACGGGAAAGAGCAGCAGUGUUGGAGCACUCCAGAGUCAAUUCCCAGAAUGAUGUCCAGUGUCUCACUACAGAAGCAGGACUCGGACGCUUCCUCCAUACGAGUUGAUACACCGACCAGGACCCCGCCAGAGAGAGAGAUCGUCUGUGUGACCCUGAAGAAAGAUGUCAAACUGGGCUUCGGCUUUGUGAUCGUGGGCGAGGACAAUACGGGUAAACUUGACCUUGGGAUCUUCAUUGCUUCCAUUGUGCCUGACGGACCUGCGGACAAAGAUGGACGAAUCAAACCUGGUGGACGUCUCAUCUCUCUAAACAAGACUAGUUUGGAAGGAGUGACGUUCAGUGACGCCGCUGCCAUCUUACAGAGCAGCCCUGAUGAGGUGGAGCUCAUCGUGUCCCAGCCUAAACAGACUCUGAAGGACCGGAGGUGUUCCUUGAGUCAAAGCACUCUGGGUUUGGCGUUGGAAAGGGGCUUCGGGUCACAGACGACACUGAGUGGCAGCGAGUACCGUCCCGUCAUGGAGGAACUGGAGGAGGCCAUCUCUCUGUCCAACAUGGCAACCUCAAAACAGAACAGGAGGCUUCACAUUCCUGUUGUGCGAAUACAUGACGCCCAGGAUGUGUGCUCCAGGUCCCCCUCUAUCUUAAGUUUGAGAUCUGGGGAACGGUUUAUAGUGGAACUGAAGAAAAGCAGUGGUAGUCUUGGCAUCAGUGUUGCUGGAGGAACAAACACCAGUGUGCGAUUUGGAGGCAUUUACAUCAAGAGUCUGGUGCUUGGAGGUGCUGCAGAGCAGGACGGGCGCAUUCAGAUCGGUGACAGACUGCUGGAGGUUGAUGGGUCCAACCUGAGGGGCGUGACUCACCACCAAGCUGUCGAGUGCCUGAAGAGGACUGGGGAGGCGGUGAGCCUGCUGUUGGAACGGGAGCCCACAGUAAUCUUGGAGCCCAGACCUGACUCACCCUGCCUCCCCUUGGCCCACAGUUCAUCACAUACACAGCCCCCCAGGACUGAAGUAUCCAUGGAAACGACCUUGAGUGGUCGAGCCAAGGACUACAGCUUUGUGACUGAUGAAAACACGUACGAAGUGGUGCUGAAGAAGAGUCUGUCUGGCCUCGGCUUCAGCUUCAACAUAUCGCAUCUGCACUCGGGGCCGGACCGUGGCAGCGUGGUCCGCAUCAAACGUCUGUUCCCAGGUCAGCCAGCGCUAGAGAGUGGCUUGCUGCGAGAGGGAGACAUCAUUCUGUCCGUCAACAGAGAGCAUGUCAAGGACCUCUCUUACCAGAGGGUUUUGUUCCUGCUACGUGGAGCUCCAUCUGAAGUUCAUCUGCUGAUCUGCCGACCAUGUUCUGGAUUGCUGUAUGAUGUAGAUGACAACACACUGACUCCUGCAUCCUUCCGUGAGGCUCGAUCUCAGUCUCUGGACAUCCGUCUAGGAGAUGACUACAGCCAGCUCCUUAAGUUUCAAUAUGAUCUCAAAAUAUCUGCCCAGAAGCAGGUCACCAGCCACGAGGAAGAUCUGACAAACACAGCAGAGAAAAGCUCGGAUCCUCCUGCAGCUCCAGCGCCCCCGGAGACUCAGGAGAGACCGGAGAGUAAAGUGCAGGUCCACCAGACUCCCCCGUCUCGUCCUCGCUCACCCCCGUCGGCCACCUCACCUACAUCGCCUCCGUCACCAGUCUCACCAGCCUCACCUGCCUCCCCACUAUCACCUUCCUCACCUGCCUGUGGCUCUCCAGCAGCUCCACAAGAGUCACAACCAACCACCGGGAAACCAGAAGAACAACAGGAAGUAGAAGCAAAGAAGAAGAACAAGGACGGGGAAGAGGAGGUUGCAACGACAGCAAGCUCGACUGUGAUGCUUAUAGACGUCUGUCCUAAAACUGGUUCAAACUACACAUAUGCCAGUGGAGUCAGAGAGGAGGCUGAUGGAAGUGUGACCUACUGCCUGAUGGGAAAUGGACUGACCAUUAUGGCAGAUGAGGAGUACCUGACCAUCAGCUCCACACUGGAGACUCCUCACAGCCUUCCCUCCGAUCUGGCCAUUCAUACUCCGACAACCAACCUCGCAGGCCUCCACUCUCAAACCUCCAACAGCUCCUCUGGUUUCAGCUCUCACAAUCCAGGCCUCGGCCCUCACGUCCCCGCCAACACUACCACCGUCUCGCCCCGCAGCCUCUCGUCCGACACCCCGACCACCUGCUCCCUGGCCCACCGGCCCCAGCCGCUCACAACCCAGCCGCCGAAAGCCAAGCACCACCCGAUCCAGCAGGGGCUUCUUCCGAGUCACUACAAAGCCAUGUCCAAGAACAGCAGGUCUAUGUUGCCCCCACCCCAGCCUCCUGCUCCACCGCCGACCCCCAUCACAGCCCAGGUGGUCCCGUCCGUGCCUCCCUGUACCAGUCCACCUGCCCUGACGCCGCCCCCCUCAAUGCUGCCCCCUCCUGCCCGGAGCCACUCACAGCUGGUGUGUGGGACUGAGGAAGAGCCAGAGAAGAAAGAGAGAGAAUACAAGGAUGAUGAUGAACUGGAUGAUGAGGAGGAGGAAGAGAGUCGAAGAAAGGGAUUGGUUAAAGAGUUUGAGCUGACGGUGAUUCUGAGCAAGUCCAGGAGUGGAAGCUUUGGGUUCACCAUCGCUCGAAGCAAGCUGGACAACUGCUACUACAUACAGGAUAUACUGGACAACCCAGCCAGGGCAGAUGGACGCCUCAGGGCAGGAGACAGGCUCAUCACAGUAAAUGGACAUGAUGUUACCAGUGUGGCAGAUGAUUAUGCCAUGACGAUUCUAAGGUCAUCUCCGAGAAGGCUGAGUAUGACUUUGGGGAGGUCCGUCACCAACCUGGUGGCCCCGCCUUCCUGUGACAGUCUGCCUGAUGUAGUUCUCUACAAGACACCCUCAGGACAGCUGGGUAUAAAGCUGACAGGAGGCAUUGGCAGCAAAUGGCAGGGCAUCUACUGUCUGCAGGUGGUGCCGGGCUCCCCAGCCAGCGAGGAGGGCAGCGUCCAACCCAACGACAAGAUCCUCUACAUCUGCGGCAGGUGCACCCUGGGAAUGACCCUGGAGGAUGCAGUCAAAGCCUGUGAGAUCGCCCCUCGUAAAGUCAAACUUAAAAUCUUCAGAGAAGACCAGCCAGUGAACCCCAAGGCCAAGUGGAACGGUCUGUUUGACUGGAAAAAGGACAAGAAGUUCUUUGCUCGUUUUGAAGAGCCCGUCUCUCCAGAGAAAGACUGUCCUACUGAAGAUGCUGAAGAUGUUCGUAGGCCUACUGGAAAUUUCAGAUGUGCCUCUCUCACACAAGAACACCACGAUAGUUGCAUCACGCAAGUGGAGUUCACCAAACCAGAAGGAGGAGGCCUCGGCUUCGCUUUGAUCGGGGGAACCAAUGGCAGCAUGCUCAGAGUGAAGGAGAUCUGCUCUGGUGGAGUAGCUGAGCAGGACGGUCGGCUGAAAGUGGGAGAUAUUCUGUUAGAGGUGAACGGUGUGAUUGUGUCGGGGCUGAGCCACAGCAAGGUGGUGGAUAUCCUGCGUAAAGCCGAGGGCACUGUGCAGCUCACCAUCUGCAGAGACAUCCUGCCCCUGACCUACUCCGAGUCACCUACACCGCCCAACAUGUCCGCUCAUACUGAGGCUAUUUUAGCCGAGCAGCCGGCUCCUGUUUCCAGCCCUGACGCCUGCUCCUCACCUGACAUCAUGCUGAAUAAGCCAGUUGAGCGCCCCCCUGAGGCGACUUCAGACCCUGUGGUCCAUGAGACUAGUGCGCUCAUCACCUCACCACCUCCUCCACCACGCCGACUGACUGUCGUAACAGACGACACUUUACUCGCACAGGAGAGCUGUAACAGCACGCCUUCUCAUCAAGCUUGCUGCCCAUCCCUCAAUGUCACUGACAUGUUGCAUGGAGCUUCUGAAAGGAAACGACUUGUGACCAAACUUUUGGACCAGUCUUGCAAAGACAUCCGAAAAACCCAGUCGGACGGCUGGAGCAGCGAAGAGGAAGACGAUGAUGUGUUUGACGCCACCGGUUUGGAAACGACCUCACCCCAAACAGGCCCUCCCAUAGUAUCAGAGGAGGAACUGGCCAGUUUAGCUCUUAUUAGCCCCUCUAAGACCAGCCAGUAUUCAGGCUCCAGGGUCAAAGCUCUCAUCCAGAUUCUGCAGCAUCAACUGGACCAGCAGGAACUGGUCAAAGAGUUCAUGGCUCUGGAGCAUCUGAAACCCUCUGACAACUGUCUGGUGGGAAAAGCCCCCGAGAACCGAGACAAGAACCGCUACAGAGACAUCCUACCCUAUGACGAAACCCGUGUUGCCAUUGGAGACAACCGGGACUACAUCAACGCCAGCUACAUCCGCAUGCGAGUCGGCGAUGAAGAGUUCGUCUACAUCUCCUGCCAGGGCCCUCUGCCUACAACAGUGCCGGCCUUCUGGCAGAUGAUCUGGGAAAACAAAUCUGACAUCAUCGCCAUGAUGACCCAGGAAGUAGAACGGGGAAGGAUCAAAUGUCAUAAGUACUGGCCAGAGAAGCUGGCCGUGCCUCUGGACACCGGCAGGUACCAGAUUCACCUGGAGAACCAACAGCACCUGGAGUACUUCCACAUCAAGGUCAUCCGCAUGGUGGAGAUAGAGACCGGUGAGACCCAUUUCGUCCGUCACCUGAAGUUCACACACUGGCCUGACCACGGAGUGCCGAAAAGCUCCGAGCAGCUUGUUCGCUUCAUCCGCUACCUGAGGGCCGUGCACCACGAGGGACCGGUCACUGUGCACUGCAGCGCCGGCAUCGGACGGACAGGAGUUCUCAUCUGCACUGACGUUGUGAUCAGCCUCAUCGAGAACGACUUGCCUAUCAACGUGAGCAACGUCGUAAAAGAGAUGAGGCUUCAGCGGCAUGGGAUGAUUCAAACCAAGGAACAGUACUUCUUCUGCUACAAAGUCUGGUUGGAGGUUUUACAGGGCAUUUUACAGCUUCACGGCAACCAAUGGCAACCGGAAAGUCCCCGAGACCACAAAGUAGUUUGAACGUUUCCACCUCCAGUUCACCUACCUGUAAAGCACAGACUGUGUAUGAUGGGCAGUCUAUCAAAGCAUAGACUGGUGGUACCUUUUUCUUUGGCUGUAGUUAGUUUAGUUAGCUAGAAAUAAGAAACCUGUUCUCUGUUUUGAUACUUUGUGUUGAGGAGGCCUAUUGUUUAGUUACAAUAACUUCAACUUUAAUGUUUUUGUUCUUGUAUGUGCUCUCGGUGCUGUGAUUAUGUCAAUUUAAUUUAGAUCACUGAGGUUGUUUUUGCCUUUUCAGGCUUAGUGAUUUGCCUUCUGUCUCUAGCAUCUUUUUUAAAUUUUGUGUCACUAUUUGAAUGUAUCUCAUUUGUUUUUUCUCCAUGUCCUAUAAUUUGCAAAUUGCAUUUAUUUUUAACAGUCACACUGCAUGGAAUUUAAAAUCUGGUAUUAUUCACAUCUUUUAUCUGGCAGUAAUGUCAUCGAAGUGAACAUACGAUCAUCAUACCAAAGGGAGUAUCUGUUUGUGACCUUGAUGAGUAGCAUUUGAUUAAGCAUUGUGUUAUCAUUUCAUUAAGUGCAUUUUGUACCCUGGAGAAAAGGGCAUUAGCAAAAGAACACUAUUGAUUUUUCAGUUCAUCAUCUGCGGAAAUGAAAAGAAUCAAGUGCCUUGGAAUGACUCACACCGACCCCGAACCACUUGUCACAAGCGGUCGGGAGACGGAGAGCAAGAAACUGAUUUGAGAGCACCCGGCGGUGGUUAGAUUGAAUGUCUGUUUGUGGUCUGAAGUGGAUGUUUGGUUGAUCCAAACCAGAGGAGGAUUACAUCUCACUUUUUAGUUAUUGUAACGUAGAAACAAUGUGAAGUUUGCACACCGCCUGUCAAUCUUUUUUCGUUUGUGGGCCCAUUUUAUACAAAACACUAUCGCAACAAAAGUCUUACUACACAUAAUAAUCACAACUUGCACACCCUGAUACAGAUAAAGAAUGAUUCGACAUAACAAAUGCUUUGGAUGAAUUCAUCAAUUUUCAAUUCACUCUUUUACUAAAAUUUGGACGAGGCGUUGACACUACAGAUUUUUUGUAGAAUGUACAAAACUGAUUUAAAUAGUUAGUUGCUAGGUGUAAUUUGUUAUGUGACAACAUCCUUUAUCUGUAUUCCAUAGCUAUUUUAAUACAAACUCAGCCAAAAAUGCAAAAAAAAAAAAAGAUAUUAUGAGGUUUACAAACUUUCCAUUUUGCCACUUUAGAUGUAUAUGAUGUACAAAGAAAGCAACAGAGCUGCAUCUCUGAGUCACGGAUCAAAGAGGAUUUAUAGCUGCUGGUUUGAACCUCAACCUUUGGAUGUAACUGCUUGUGAGCUUUGUUCUUUUAGCUGCUAUCACACACACACACACACACACACACACCAGCUCUCCUAUUGCAUGCAGACUCUUAAAGUGCAGAGACGUCUGAGCCUGGAGUUUGGCCGAAUGACUUGAUCAAAAUGUGGAAUGUAACAAAGCAAUACUCUCCACGAGGGAUGGGGAGAUCAGAAUGUCAACCUCUUACCCGAUAACAGCGUCCAAACUGUUUGGAGCAUGUUGGUAAGACACAUGCAGUACUGUACCUUCGCCAUGUGGAUGGCUACGCAGAGCCAUCAGCCUCUGUACUGUGUAUGCAACAUCUUUUCAUCAACGCUGCUCGGUUGGUUCCCAGCGAUAGGUAACCCUCUGUUAUGUGCAAGUUCUCUUUGAGACCCUGUUAAUAAUGUUUUCUCUCGCUCAGAUCUUGGAAAAAUACUUAUUCUUGAAAGAACAAACAAAAGCACAUUUUGCAUUCAUCUGUGAAAAUGCAUCUUGUACAGCUGAGCAAGUGCUUAUGCAAUAGCAUUGUGAAAUGUAAUAACCCUUAAUUGCACAACUGCUUAUUUAUGCUAUAAAUUAAUCUCUUGUCACUGUACCAGCCACUAUGUAACCAAUAACUGAGAACAAUGUAAUACCUCUCUCUUUAAUUAAAAACUAUUCUGAAA
This is a messenger RNA of Sebastes umbrosus (honeycomb rockfish), 9345 nucleotides long. It is a transcript of the gene ptpn20, whose product is annotated as protein tyrosine phosphatase non-receptor type 20. The coding region runs from base 162 to 7358 and encodes 2398 amino acids. Lineage: Eukaryota; Metazoa; Chordata; Actinopteri; Perciformes; Sebastidae. Gene Ontology annotation, molecular function: protein binding; protein tyrosine phosphatase activity. Gene Ontology annotation, cellular component: cytoskeleton. The transcript has 47 exons. Gene Ontology annotation, biological process: protein dephosphorylation. The record is from RefSeq and is a predicted model, not a curated record.